Messenger RNA from Salmo salar (Atlantic salmon), 1667 nucleotides. RefSeq names its product signal-transducing adaptor protein 1. Lineage: Eukaryota; Metazoa; Chordata; Actinopteri; Salmoniformes; Salmonidae. Gene Ontology annotation, molecular function: signaling adaptor activity; protein kinase binding. The record is from RefSeq and is a predicted model, not a curated record. Gene Ontology annotation, biological process: cell surface receptor protein tyrosine kinase signaling pathway; positive regulation of B cell receptor signaling pathway.
UUCCUCAUUCCCUCAGUCCAACCAGCCUUAUACUGACCAAGGACUGAGGGAGAGAGAAGACGAUAAGCUAAGUCAAUGAGUCACACAGACAGAUAAAACAACAACACUAAAAGUUCUGAGGUAAUUAGAUCAAGUGGUGGACAGAGCCACAGGGAUCUGGAUCUACAUGUAUAGUGGUUUAAACUGAAGUCGAACUUAAAGUUUAUGUGAACUGAACUGGACUAACCCAAACAGAGUUGGGCUAAGCAGGACCAGGACAAAGUGGAACCAUGACUGCAACCACUAGACGGGUUUACAAGAGGAGGGAGACCAUCACAGCCCUUCCUCUGUAUUACUCAGGACAGCUGCUGAAGAAAUACACUGGAGAGAAGGAAUUUAAGAACUUUUAUGGGGAGCUCCGUGGAUCUACAAUCUUUCUGUACACAGACGAGAUGCAUGACACAUACUCAGAGAAACUGGACCUUCAGAUGUUGAAGUCGAUGUCGAUGGAUUCUCCUUAUCAAAACAACAGGUCAACCAUCUACACUCUCACCCUGACCAAUGAGGAAGUGCAGCUAAAGGUGGAUAACCCCAACACAGGAGAGGAGUGGAGAGGCUUCAUCAUGACUGUGGCCACUAAGGAGAUCCCCAGUAACCUGCAGCUGCUCCCAGGUCAGAUGCUGAGGCUGGAAGAGGUUCUGUCUGAGGAGAAGAAGAGACAGGCCCCACUUUCUCCCCUGCCUUACACCUACCAUAUCCAUCCCUCCUCAGGCGACACAUAUGACGACGCCCUCUCUGGAAUCCCCCCCUGUUUCUUUCCUGUGUCUCGACAGAAGGCAGAGAAGAUGUUGAAGGAGAACACAGAGUACGGCAGCAUCAUUCUCCGCCCCUCGACUGACAACACUAACUACGCCAUCACCUUGAGACAGGACUACCCCAGUGGCCCAGUGAUGAAGAACUACAAAGUGCUUUCCAUAGACACAGGCUUCAUCAUAGAACUAGAUGCCCCGGUGACUGUCCCUUCCCUGGGGGCAGUGCUAGAUCACUUCCUGAAGGCGACAGAGUUCCGUCUGCACCCAUACCUGGUUCCCCAGACCUACGACACCUGCAUUGAUUUGCCACUCGCAUUGCCCUGUUUUCCACCCAAAACGGUCCCCCGGGCGAGAGUGGCACCGAUGAUCCACACAAAGUCCCCGAAAGGGAGCACCCCUCCCUCCUUUCCCAAACUCCCAACCAAAGCCAAAGAGGCAGGAAACGAAUAUCAGGACGCAGAUGAAGUAUUAACCCCAGACCCCAGACCUGAAGACCUGGAUUAGGAGCUCCACACAGCAGUACCGAAGGGGAUAAAACAGACCUACACAGGGGAACAGUUUUCACACACUACACAAAAAUCACACACAGAGCAACAUUGUCACGAAUGAACACACUUGAUCUAUAGCAUCGAGCAAGGUUUUAUUUCACAGUGGUUUUGUACCCAAAUGUCACGUUGGCGAGGAAACAACCUGUCAAUCAUCCUUGUAAAGAUGUGUACACUAUAGUAAAUGCACUUUUUGUUUUAGAGCUCAUGCUUGGCUCCAGUUAAAAAUUAGCACAAAGAUUAACACUGGCCUAGAUAUCUGAAUUAUCAGCUUCUGACCUUUGCACGCACGCACACACACACACCUGAAAUAAACUACCACACAAAUGCU